Molecule: messenger RNA, 4638 nt
Organism: Polychytrium aggregatum
Lineage: Eukaryota; Fungi; Chytridiomycota; Chytridiomycetes; Polychytriales
Exons: 6
Coding region: 114-4571 (1485 amino acids)
Biological process (GO): negative regulation of transcription by RNA polymerase II; protein phosphorylation
Cellular component (GO): transcription repressor complex; nucleus
Molecular function (GO): protein kinase activity; ATP binding; protein binding
Source: RefSeq, a predicted model, not a curated record
GGCAACUUAUCUCCCCGUUCGCCUCCAGCUUUCCGCUAUCGGCUCCGUCACAUUCGCACGAGGAAUCCGAGGAUACCAUCCACACCAAUCGCACACAGAGCUCGACAUCUGGCAUGAACGCCACCGCCAUCGACGAUGCUGCCACCCUGGCUGUCUUGAACCGAACCGACACUGACUCGGGCUUUCCGAGUUUCUGCGCUCUCCUCAUUAUCAUCAUUUUGGACCGGUGGAUGAUCCACACGAAAGACUUUCGCAGUCUCGUCACCUUGAUGGUGUACUGCGACUGCCUGGCCGAAAUACUCGUCUGGAUCGCUCCGAUGUGGGCUUCGGCAUCGCUCUGCCAGACGACAUGGCUCUACUGGGCCAGCGACAUGAUAUUCUCGUUCAAGGACAUGUUCAAGUUUGGCUUUAUAGCCUGGCGAGCGACGCUGAUUUCGUGUCCGCGGAUGCGACAUGCACGCAUUGUCCAGAUAACUUUCGCAGCCGCGGGGCUGUCGCUGCUGCUCUAUCAUGCAUACAUCUGGACGUCCUACAAUCUAUCGGGCGACUGUUCCGGCCAUGCAAGCGCCAGCGGCUCGGCUAUUGCACUGAUACUGCUCUACGGCUACUGGUUCCUGGUUGAGGUGGCAGCGGCAGCGGCGAUGAUCUACACACUGAGAAGGGCAGCCACGCUCGAGUCGGGGGCCAAGAUCUCGGCCGAGGAAAACUUUGCGGCCAAGGUGAUGCGGAAGGAAGCCUGGCGCAUCUGCUGGUCGACGGUGCUGGGCUCGGUCGUCUGCGGAUGUGCAGUGGCCGAGUUUGUCAACCACCGAAAGUACCUCUAUCUCAAGGGAUCUGUCUUUACGAUCUGUGUCGCCCCGUCCAUCUUUCGCCGGCCACCGACCAUUUCAAUUGCCUCAAUCAUGGCCGAGAAACCGUGGUACAUCCCCGAGGAUGCCAUCACCGGCCGCUCGGUCGAUCCGAUAGCAGCCGGCGGCUUUGGCGAGGUGUUCACUGCCUCAUACUAUGGCGCCCCUGUCGCCGUCAAGCAGCUCUAUCGAGGCUACAACCAGAACGAGCUCGCCGACUUUGGUCGUGAGAUCGGCAUCUGGCACAGACUCAGUCAUCCACAUGUCCUUCCACUCCUCGGUGCAUGCGAUACCGCAACAAAACCCUUCAUGGUUUCGCCGUUCAUGCCCAAUGGCACCCUCCACAACCACUUUGUCACCGCACCCAAUCCCCGUCCUCUUAGCGAGAAGGUCCGCCUCCUGUACGAAAUCGCCUCGGGCAUGGCCUAUCUCCACGGCAAUAACAUUGUCCACGGCGACCUCAAGUCCCUCAACGUGCUGCUGGAUGUCGGAUAUCACGCCGUCGUGACCGACUUUGGCAUGGCCAGAACCAAACACACUUCGACCACCGCCAACCGAGCCCGCCGCGAUCAGCCAGCCGGCGGCACUCUUGACUAUAUGGCGCCCGAAAUGCUCGAUGAAGAAACGCUGGCUGGGUCGUCGAUGCCUACCGAUAUUUACGCCUUCGGCAUCAUCGUCUACGAAGUCAUGAACGACUGCAAGCCCAUCUGGGUCACCGCCGAUGGCCAGCAGAUGAAGGAGAGUGUCGUCGAGCGUCUUGUCCUUCGAGGAGUUCGCCCCAAGCAGUUCGAUGGUAUCCCCGACGACAUCCGAGAUCUGAUCGAACUGUGUUGGCACCAAGAUCCCGCCAUGCGCCCAGGCAUCGCUGCCGUCAUGGCUCGGCUCAGCGACUGGAAAGAGAGAGUUGUUGUUGCAAUCGCCGCUCCAGGAGCAGUCACAGUUAUACCAGAGCAAGUUCAAAGCGACUCUGUUCGUCGUAUUGUUCCUCCUCGCAUCUCAAGAAUCUCACCACUCGCCGAUCCCGCUGUCGCAAACCAAGGAGAUAUACCCUCGUGCUUGUAUAGCAAGCCGCCAGUCCCAGUCAGCUCCAGCCAGGACAACAGCACAGACACGCCGCAGCUGUCCAGCAACUCAGCAGCGUCAAAAUCCUCUGGCAGCAUUUCAGGCUAUUUGAAUGAACUCGAGUCCCUCGAGAACCAAAUCAAGAAGAGAAAGGAGGCUGCUGAACGUGAGGACGCACGGAAGAGUGAAGAAGCCAUGUUGCUUGCCGAGCGCAUCCGCAGGGGGAACAGGAGCCUAUCCUUCUUGGUUCCCAUGGAAGUACCUCUCGAUGACGAAGCCAAAUCACCUGUCCUCCUCGCGACCUUCAGAGCAAUCUUUGGGGACCUCCUCCACCCGGUCGAGACCAGAGUCGUCGUGACCGCGAUCACACUCGCAGCGGGAGAAACCAGCCCAGUGGUCAUUGCCGACCUCUUUGGUAUCCCUCUCGACACUGUCAUAAGUGUGGUCGAGCUGUUGGCCCCGGUUCUGAACCCACUGGGCAGUGAUGACAACGUGCCAAACCCGCACGCUGAUCACAAAACUGUCAUCUCGUUCCUGCUGGGCGAGGCAUCGCUGGGCGAGCCAUUUCAUGUACUCAGUCGUUUCCACCUCGUCCUUGCCACCCGCUGUCUGUCCCGCAUCCUGGCGCAGGAGCCAGUGAUCAACAUCUGCGAUAUCUACGACUUUCACGACAAGAUCCCUGACCUCGAGGACAGGGUCGCAGCCAAGAUCACACCGUCGUUGCGAUACAGUGUCGCCCACUGGGUUACCCAUUUCAUUCACGGAAUCCAGGAUGAAGCUGCCAUGUCCACACACGUCUUUGAAUCUUCGAUCUUUACCGAACUGGCGGGCCUUCUGUCACAGCUUGUGAGAACACACACCUUUUACUGGCUCGAGUGUGGGUCGCUCACACAUGUGGUCAAGUCGAUCAUCGAGCAACUGGCUGUGCUCCGAGGAGUGAUCGACAAGGCACCCAGCACCGUCGUCGACGAUACCACGAAGGAACUGGUCAAGGACACGUAUCGAUUCAUCCGCGAGUUUGCCGAUCCAAUAAUCAAGAGUGCACCACAGGUGUACAACUCGGGAUAUGCAUUCACACCGAAGGAGACGGCGAUCUACAAGACAUAUGCCGAUCAACUUGAGGACAAGAUCCCGUUCCUGGUCACGGCCGGUCCAGCACCCACCUGGGGCAGCCCGGUCCAAUCGACUGAAGCGUAUACAAAACAAGUGGGUUGGGUCUCUGUUUCACAAGAUGGUGCCUGGUUUGUCUCGUGGAUCAAUGACGGAACCAUCAAGCUGUGGGAUGUCGCUACCGGCAAGUUAAGGAGAACCUUAACAAGGCACGUUGGCAUUGCCGCCGUGACUAUUUCGGCCGAUAGCAAGACAAUUGUGGUGGUCGAGUACGAUUGUACGAUCAAACAUCUGGAUGCCACUACCGGGCAGAUCAAGAAUACGUUCACUAAUCACAGAGCAAAUGAAAUGAACUCGGUGAUCUCACCCGAUGGCACAUUUGUGGCAGUUGUGGAUGGUGGGGUACGGAACAGAAUCAAGAUUUGGGACACGGCUACCUUCAGCGUGAAGCACACCCUCGAAGGACAUCAAGGCUGGCCGCGCUCCCUGGCGAUCUCGCCUUAUGGCAAGUGGAUAGCCUCUGGCUCAAGUGACCACACCGUCAAGGUUUGGGACACCGCCACGGGCCAACCGAAGCAUACCCUCAAGGGUCAUACAGACCGAGUGCUCUCUGUGGCAAUUUCACCCGAUGACAAGUGGAUUGCCUCAGGCUCGAGCGACGAGACAAUCAAAGUGUGGGAUGCCGCAACAGGCCAGUUGAAGUACACCCUGGAGGGACACACCCAGUGGGUGAACUCCGUGGUCAUCUCGCCCGACGGCAAAUGGAUUGUCUCUGGCUCGAGUGACGAGACCAUCAAAGUCUGGGACGCCACUACUGCUCAGAUCAAGCACACCCUCAAGGGGCACAGGAGAAUCGUGAACUCUGUGGCCAUCUCGCUUGACUGCAGGUUGAUUGUCUCUGGAUCAAGCGACAAGACAAUCAAGGUGUGGGAUGCCACAACGGGCCAACUGAUGCACACCCUCAGGGGACAUACAGAUGGCGUAAGCUCAGUGGUCAUCUCGGUCGACGGCAAAUCGAUUCUCUCCCGUCAAUUCAAGGACGACAGCCGAAUGGUCUGGGUCCGCCAAGGCAGCGACUAUGUCCGCUCCCCAGGGAAUCCAGCUAACUUUGUCGCGCCGUCCACCCGCCAAGUGCCACUUUCCUCGUCCGAGUGGGUCGAAGUCGAUUGGGACAACCAGCCACUGUGGAUCCGCCACGGUGUUCACGCCACCAAGAUUCCGCCGUAUCUCGGUCGACCCAGUAAUGAGGCUGUUCGACAUAUCUUGCCCAUGUACCUCCACAGCUUGAAUACACAGCUCUCAUUCGCCAGAUAUCUCAGUGGUUCGCCCGAUCCCGAGAGCCAAGCGCGCGCCGCCGCUGUUUAUGCUGAUCCAACUGUGGCAGCCCAUGUCGAAGAACAAGCCCGAAUUGCCGAAGAGCGAUCGAGAUUGACAGAAGAAGCCAAAACGGCUGAGGCAGAGAGUAUUGCCCAAGCAGAGGCGAGAAAGGCCGAAGAGGCGAGAAGGAUUGAAGCCGCCCGACCCAAAGGGUUGGCCAAGUGGUUUCGUUAACAAGAAUACGAACAUAUCCGAGUAAAGUACUGGCGUGUAAUACAAUCGAUUGAAUCGAUGGUAUAGA